Messenger RNA from Phymastichus coffea, 1607 nucleotides. RefSeq names its product guanine nucleotide-binding protein subunit beta-like protein 1. Lineage: Eukaryota; Metazoa; Arthropoda; Insecta; Hymenoptera; Eulophidae. The record is from RefSeq and is a predicted model, not a curated record. The coding region runs from base 315 to 1271 and encodes 318 amino acids. Gene Ontology annotation, molecular function: protein binding. The transcript has 5 exons.
AAGAGCCAGCGACGCUCGUUCAGCGAACAAAACAAACCGUGAACAGCCGCGGCGGAAGAAGGCGGGAGGUGAGACUGGCACGUCUCCUCUUCAACUAAAAAUUCACCGAACAUCAAUGAAAUCAUGAUCUGACAAUUCUCAAAAUUCACCGAUUAUCGUUCAGCGCGACUUAUCUCUUUGGACAUCACCAUCCAGUUUGCCACCGUGUCAAGAGCCUCCCGUCUUCUGCCAAACGCCAGUUUCACAGGGAAACUUUGAUCACCUGACGUGCCAUUAAACAUCCAAAUAGCAAAUUUAUUAACAAUCAUUUAACAAUGGCUAUUCUUCCUCCGGACCCUGUUUACAUCAUGAGAGGUGAUAUGGGCCCUGUUCAUAGUCUAUUAUUCAGAGUCUCACCAUAUGUCGAACAUCUUUAUGCUGGAGCUGAGAGUGGAAGAAUUCAUAUUUGGGAUUUAAGAAAAAAUAAGGAAAUUUUUAAGUUGGAUGCUUCUAAUGAACCUUGCUUAGCAAUGCAUAUUAUGAGUGAUGAAUGUCUUGUAACUGCGAGAAAGGGUGGAGCAAUCAAUUUGUGGAAACCUCAAAGUUCCAGCUGGACAAUAAGUGAGACUAUAGAAACAGAUUAUCGUGGCUUUUGCCGUGCUCAAGUAUCAUCUGAAGAUGAAUUGAUUAUACCACUUAAUGACUCAAAAACUGGUUUAUUUUCUUUGAAAACACUAAAGACAGAAAUUGAACUAAAUCCUUUGAGCCUUCCAAAUGCAAAAUCUCUUGGAAUGGUAAUGGCAAUAAAACCAUAUAUUGAUGAAUCUAAAUAUGUAUUCAUUGCUUAUGAUGGAGGAUUAAUUUAUAUGUGGGACCUGAGAACCAAGAAAAUGUUAUCAUCGUUGGAAGUUGAACAAUGCCCUAUGGCUAUUGACUUCAAUGCAACUUUGAUGCAUGGAAUUGUAGGAAGUCCUUGUGAUAAUUUGCAAAUAUUUACAUUAUCAAACAGCAAUGAGUUGUCUGAAAAAACAAGAUUGCCUUUGAAAAAUCCAGGUAUAUCUGCUAUUGCAAUUAGACCUGAUGCAAAAAUAUUCGCCACUGGUGGGUGGGACAGUCGAAUUAGAAUUUAUUCAUGGAAAACGCUGCGCCCGCUCGUCGUUUUAGAUCAGCACAAAGCUACUAUCCAUGAUAUCAUCUAUUCAACUUGCAGAGUUGAAGCUUAUAACAGCAAAUGUCUUAUGGCUGUUGCUGGCAAAGAUGGAAAUAUUUCUCUUUGGGACCUUUACAAUUAAUUGAAAACUGAUUUAAUAAAGAAAUAUUUUCUAAACAAUUGAUUUUUAUAGUACAAAUAUGAAGAAAAGACUUAUUAAAAGUUAGUUGGGAAUUGCACAAACAAUGAAUAUCGAAAUGUAAAAAUUAUUGAUUCUAUUUUUUUUUUUGAGUCAUUUUUUUAUCCAUGAAUUUUGAUUAACACUUUUCUUCUUAAAAAAAUUCAUGAUCUGCAAAUAUGUAAGUGUUAACUUUUUUUUGAUUUUGUAAUUUAUCUGAAGAAAAUUUAUUUUUUAGUUAAAAUUCAUUUAUACAAAAAGAACAAUAUUUUAAUAUCAUUGAAACCACCAAUUAAAGAA